AGACGAGAAAAUCAAAGCAACAUAGCAAACAUGAGUAUCGGAGACGAAGUCAUUCCAACUGUGGACAUCAGCGCCUGGCUGUCCUCUACUGCGUCCCCAGAGUCCAAAAACAAAGUAGUCGAGGAGGUCAGAAGCGCUUGUAACAAGUAUGGCUUCUUCAACCUUGUGGGCCAUGGAAUUCCAGCUGAAGCCCGAGAGAAAAUCUUCGGCUGCACUAAAAAAUUCUUCGACCUUCCUCUAGAAGAGAAGAUGAAAAUCUCUGUCGACAAAUCACUGGGCAAGUCGUUUAGAGGUUAUGAGCCUUCCUUGAUCCAAACACAUCAGGACGGCUUACUGCCAGACACCAAAGAGUGUUUUAUUACUGGUGCUGAAAUUCCAGCCGAUCAUCCGGAUGCUGGAAAGUUUUCCACAGGACCGAAUCUUUGGCCUGAGGGACUAUCAGACAAGGAAUUCCGUCAGCCAGUGAUGGAAUAUCGAGCCUUGAUGCUUGAUCUUGUCAGCACAAUUGUCAGAAUUCUUGGUCAAGGAAUUCACAAGGCGUUUGGCCAUCCGUCGGAUGUUCUGAAUGACAUCUUGAUCAACCCAUCCAUACCGAUGCGUCUGCUGCACUAUGCUCCGCAGGAGAACCCCGACCCCAGACAGUUUGGAGUUGGUGACCAUACGGAUUUUGGCUGUGUUUCCAUCCUCCUCCAGCAGAAGGGAACGAAGGGAUUGGAGGUUUGGUACCCUCCAAAGGAGACCUGGAUCCCAGUGCCAGUGAUUGAAGAUGCAUUCGUGAUCAACAUGGGCGAUACUAUGCACCGUUGGACUGGUGGAUACUAUCGAAGUGCUCGUCACCGUGUUUAUAUAACAGGAGAGCGACGGUACAGUGUUGCAUUCUUCCUGAAUGGAAACCUCAAUCUGAAGAUUAAGCCGCUCGAUGGUUCUGGUGGAGAAGCGUCUGUCGGAGAACAUAUCAACAGCAGACUGGCACAUACCCUUGGUGAUAACGCUAAAUAUUUGAGGUAG
This is a messenger RNA of Talaromyces stipitatus ATCC 10500, 1008 nucleotides long. RefSeq names its product 1-aminocyclopropane-1-carboxylate oxidase, putative. Gene Ontology annotation, molecular function: dioxygenase activity. The coding region runs from base 31 to 1008 and encodes 325 amino acids. NCBI's taxonomy places the organism in Eukaryota, Fungi, Ascomycota, Eurotiomycetes, Eurotiales, Trichocomaceae. The record is from RefSeq and is a predicted model, not a curated record. The transcript has 3 exons.